Molecule: messenger RNA, 2833 nt
Organism: Syngnathus acus (greater pipefish)
Lineage: Eukaryota; Metazoa; Chordata; Actinopteri; Syngnathiformes; Syngnathidae
Product: RNA-binding Raly-like protein
Exons: 10
Coding region: 669-1550 (293 amino acids)
Cellular component (GO): nucleus
Molecular function (GO): RNA binding
Source: RefSeq, a predicted model, not a curated record
UCAGAUCCCCCGAGAGCGCGCAGGGAGAAAAGCGCAUCCGGCCCGGCGCCGAUGAAAGCGAGAGAGGGAGAGGACGGCGGCGUCAUCCGUCAAGCGAGCGAGCGGUGUUGAGAUAUGGCGCGAUAAGGACGAGCUGCUGGAGCUGCUGGAGCUACUGGAGCUGCUGGAGCUGGCCAGCGGGUCACAUGACAGCAGAGCAAAGCGCACGCACACACCAACGCAGAGCCCGCCACUCGCUUUUUAGCUGCUUUUUCAACAGCCUGCUUUUGCUCCCGACGCUCUGGGACGUUUGGGUACUUUUCUUGCAGCCGAGCUUGCAGGUUGGUGCUUUCUGUCUUAUUUUGUCUUUUUUCUUCUUCUUUUUGGAACAUUUCAUGUCGGAUGGACCGUGUUUUUAUUUUGCGCCGCCGCACGGGUGAACAGACACCCCCCACCCCCUCUCCCCAGCUGGUAUCCGACGUUAACGUGUGCACAAAUCAGCGGAGGUGAAGCAAACGCAACGAAAGGCACCUGUGGCCUUUCUUGCGAGCUGCGGCAGCUUUUAUUUUUCCAAUUUGGCUGGAAGCUUACCCGACAGAAGCGAUCGACAUCUUCGACCACGCGAGCGGCGGGAUCGGCACGCGAGCUGUGCUCGGCGGACACGUCAUUAGGAGUGCGCCCGGCGGAGGAUGACCGGCAAAAACCAAACCAGCAACGUGACCAACAAGAAUGACCCCCGCUCGCUCAACUCUCGCGUCUUCAUCGGCAACCUCAACACGGCCAUCGUCAAGAAGACCGACAUCGAGGUGAUCUUCGCCAAGUACGGCAAGAUCGCCGGCUGCUCCGUGCACAAGGGCUACGCCUUCGUGCAGUACAUCGGCGAGCGCAACGCCCGGGCGGCGGUGGUGGGCGAAAACACCCGUGUCAUCGCCGGACAGCCUCUGGACAUCAACAUGGCCGGCGAGCCCAAACCGUACCGACCCAAAAGCGUCUCCAAGAGGCCCCUCUCGGCGGUCUACAGUGGUUACGAGUUUGACUACGAGUACUACAGAGAUGACUUCUACGCCAGGCUUUUUGACUACCACGGGCGAGCGGCGCCGUCCCCGCGGUCCGCCAUCCCCCCGAAACGCUCCAGGGUCCCGCCGGCCUCGUCCCGCCGCGUCAAGAACUCUUCGCCCGUCAAGUCGUCCUCAUCCUCCAUGUCGUCCUUGGGACCCCCCGCCUCCUCCCCCUGCCCCGCUGCCGUCAAAGUCAAGACGGAGCAGCUGCAGACCAUCAGGAGGGAGCUGACGCAGAUCAAGACCAAGGUCGACUCCCUGCUAGGACGCCUGGACAAGAUGGAGAUGCGGCGGCGAGGCAUGUCCGAGGCUCAAAGGAUGUACGAGGACAACCGCGACAGAGGCGAUGAGUCUGUGUCGGAAGUGGUCGAUGACUCCGGCGAGGAGGGCGAUGACGGCGCACCGACGGACGCCGAGGCCGGGGAGAUGAGCGACGCCGGUGACGACGACGAGGAAGAGGAGGAAGGCGCCCUUCAUCUGAUGGAAAACCACAUUUCCGACAUCGACAACUGAGCACCGGGAGGUCGAGGAAUUGGCAAUUCCCUUCGCCUGGCGAGGAAGGACGACAAGAUCAAGAUUGGACUGCAUUGGAACAGACGCUAAAUCAAAGCUACCUUUAUGUAAAAAAAAAGAAGAAAAAUGGAGGCAAGCAAGAGGCGGCCACGACUUGGCACUCCCGAAGUUUCCGUUGUGCGCUGGACUGUCAUUGUCUCCCAUCGAGAAACUUUGGAUCAUUUCCUACCUUUUGGUCGUCCACAAUGGACCGCCUACGACAUUUUGAAAUCAUUUGAUGCACGUUGCUCGUCUACAACCGUGCCAUUGUUAUCCCUCUUCACUGUUUUUUGCUCAGUAACCAAAUGUCGCAAUUUAAUGCCGCGUAUUUUUUUUCGUGUAUUUUUGUGUGUGCGCACUGAACACGUGUUUACAUUUUGUGAUUACAUGUUAUGAUAAAAGGUGCCAACUCACCGUGGCCGAAAAUUUGACGGCAUUCAUUGUGCUCCUCUGAAUCCGUGCGGCUGUUGUUUGUUUCUUUGUUUUUGUUUUGCUCUUCUCUGGCCGUCCAGAUUUCGAAUCGACUGCUGCGCUUUUAAGGCUCACUGCACGCAAAUUCCACCUGCAAAAAAAUGUUCACAAAAGUACAAUGAAUGAUUCCAAACAUUUUCGUCAAAUAUGUUUGUGUGCGUGUGUGCGUGCUCACUCCCACCCACUUUAAAUAUAUUUAUUAAAACACACUUAAAAAAAUGUUCCAGAGCUGUUGUCACUUUUUAGCUUUCAAGAAACUAAAAAAAAAAUAAUAAUAAUUCUUGCUCACACAGCUUGAGAAGAAAUUGUCUUUCGUGGAGCUAAAAAGCUUCAAAUCCAGACCGUUAAAAAAAAGAAGCGCCGCAUCGGUGAUUUGUGUGCACUGACCCUUUAAAUCACAAACUCAUAUCUAGAAUCCAAAACGGCUAGGAACAAUCCUUUCUUACCUUCGUUCAUUUUGCGAAGCGUUGUAAGUAGAGAGGUUGUUACCAUGACAACCGCAGCUAGACUACAAGAGCAGUUGUCGACAGCCCUAGCUGCAGAAAACUGAUGUAUAGAAAAUGUACAUUUUUUUUGUAUCAAUAUUUUUAUCAAAAGCAUGUUUACUGUACUUUUUUUUCAGUUGAUGCUCAAAUAGAACAAAUAGAAAACUAUGAUAGAACACAAUAUAAAUAUAUAAAACGGCUGUAAGGAAAAGGAAAGCUCAUUGUUGUUUGUGUAUAUAAAACAAGUUGUGUUCUUAUGAAGUCAAUAAAAUGUCACGUUUACUUAAA